Gadus chalcogrammus (walleye pollock) is the source of this 741-nucleotide messenger RNA. It is a transcript of the gene mrps21, whose product is annotated as mitochondrial ribosomal protein S21. The transcript has 2 exons. The record is from RefSeq and is a predicted model, not a curated record. Gene Ontology annotation, biological process: translation. Gene Ontology annotation, molecular function: structural constituent of ribosome. Bases 70 to 333 code for a protein of 87 amino acids. Gene Ontology annotation, cellular component: ribosome. NCBI's taxonomy places the organism in Eukaryota, Metazoa, Chordata, Actinopteri, Gadiformes, Gadidae.
AAAUUAACGACGAAGAAGAACGAGUCUGUUUCUGCCCGGUCCGUUUUAUGGGAGCACUACCGACUAAACAUGGCAAACCAUCUCCGCUUCGUUGCACGUACAGUAAUGGUUCAAGAAGGCAAUGUCGAUGCCGCGUACAAGACUUUAAACAGAGUCCUGGCUCAUGAUGGCGUCAUUGAGGCUGUGAAGCGGAAACGCUACUUUGAGAAGCCAUGCCGAGAGCGACAGAGGAAAAACUUUGAGAACUGCAAGCGUAUCUACAACUCCGACAUGGCCAGGAAGAUAGCCUUCGUCUCCAGGACGUACAGAGACGAUGCCUGGGUGGGAUGUUAAAUCAAAGGAAACGCUAGGAUUGCGGGACCAGGUGGUUAAACGAAGAAAAACGAAAGUGAUGAAUUCCUUGUGAACUUUGAGGAAUAUAACUAGAUUGGGUCCUGCAAUUCAUUGACUGAUGUAUACCCCAGAUGUAAAAGGAAAUAUGUGCAUCUUUUUGACAGAAUUGUCCAUGUUAUUUAAAUAAUUGGCAGUGCCUCGAAUAUGUUUCAAUCUAUAUUGCUACACUCUGAUUAUUGAUUUUGACUAUUUCAUCUCCAGAUUUGUAUCAUGUUUAGCAAACAUAAAAUUGCAUGAACUCAGUCGUACAACUGCUUCUUAGGUAGGAUCCCUUUUUAGUUUUGUUUUCAUCAAUGUGGCUGGUUUUGCCAAACAAUAACUGUAAAUAAAAAAUAAAAAAUUAUGCAC